Molecule: messenger RNA, 827 nt
Organism: Parathielavia appendiculata
Lineage: Eukaryota; Fungi; Ascomycota; Sordariomycetes; Sordariales; Chaetomiaceae
Exons: 1
Coding region: 252-746 (164 amino acids)
Source: RefSeq, a predicted model, not a curated record
CUGGCAUCCGCUUCCGUCUCUCCAUGCUUCAUACGUUCUGUUGUCGGCUGAACCGGGCACUUUUACCCCUCUCGUUUCGUAAAUCAAGUCCUUCCUCGCGUGUUUUGGGUCGCUUGUCUGGUUCAGAAAACGCUUGUUCGGCCUUCUCGGAUAUUGCUUGAACUGACCUAGAAGACCACCCUUGGAAGGCCAACGCGGCAGUUGUGCCGGCGCCUGAGUCCCAACUCCUAUUGUGUCACCAAGCAUGUUUCAUGGCCUUUCCUCUCCCUAUUUUCUUUUCCCUUUUCUAUUUUGAGCCACUAUCCCUGUUUUCCGAGUCUGUUCCUCCCUUGCAAAGAAAGAAGUGGCAGAGUGGCAGCUACAUUGGUCUUCAUUGUGUCUCCCACUUGUAUCCUGAGCCUUGGUCGGAAUUCGGCACAGCCCGCUCAACAAUGCGGAGGACAAAACUGCACAAAAAAGUACGUACACGGUACAUAUACUUCCUCAGACUCUCCAUAAUGGCUGCUGUUCCCAAUUCAGAAGAGUGUUCGACUUUACAAAGAUCCUGGACAAGCCUAUUGUUCUCGAAAUACACACGAUGCCUAGGCACAAGUUCUUUGUCAUCUUCUUUGGGAUUGUCACGAACAUUAUGGAUGGGCAAAAUUAGCAUUCUGCUGGUCACUGUAUUUGCUUCAGAUAUUGCUCCGUCGUCUCCUUUCAGGAUACUGUUCCUCCAUGCCGCCUCUGUUCAUAGGGGUCGAAGAUAAUGGGAUCUUAACCGCUGUUGGUAUAUAUAAGACGGAUUCACGCCAAUUCUUCCUUUCGUCCCAGCACGCCGCCUUGCAAGC